This is a messenger RNA of Meloidogyne enterolobii, 1297 nucleotides long. NCBI's taxonomy places the organism in Eukaryota, Metazoa, Nematoda, Chromadorea, Rhabditida, Meloidogynidae. The record is from the annotation of a GenBank genome assembly.
AUGUCUUCUGAUGAAAACGAAAGUGUUCAUUCUGAUGCAGAUUUGAAUGAGGAACCUGUUAAUUCUGACGAUAAUUUGUCUGGGGGUGAAGAAGAUACAACUCAAGAUACUAUUGAUGAUCAAGAAGAUGACAACAAUUUUGAAAAGGAAAGAUCGCUUAAAAGAAAGGCAAUUGCAUCUGACGAAGAAGAUGAAGAAGAACAGGAUGAGGGUAAUGUUGAAGAGGAUGAGGAUCUAAGUUUUCGAACUCGUCGACCAAGAAAGAAAAGACAGCGGAGACCAAGGAAACGCCCAACAGCCCGUGAUUUUAUUCAAGACGACGUUGAGGUGGACGACGAUGAUGAAGACGAGGAUGACUAUGAUGGUGGAGAUGGUGAUGAACUUUUUGGUGUUGAUCCAAGUGAACGGGCUGAAGCUGAACGUUUCUUGAGAGAACAAGAAAAACUUAAGGAGAAGCGGCGGAAUAAAUACGCAGACAUGACAGAAGAAGAAAUGGAACGUUAUUUCCAAGAACGUCAUGCCGCUCAAGUAGCUACACAUCAAGGCGAACUUGAUGAAGAUGCUUAUGAUGAUAUUACUCAAAAUGGACUUUUACCUAGCACAAAAGACCCAAAUUUGUGGAUUGUUCGUUGCCGUCUUGGAGAAGAAAAAAAUACUUGUCUUCAAUUAAUGCGCAAAUUUCUUGCCUUUCAAAACACUGAAGAGCCGCUUCAAAUUAAAUCUGUUGUUGUAAAAGAAGGAUUGAAAGGAAUGAUUUAUAUUGAAGCUUUUAAAAAGGCACAUGUGGCUAAAGCUAUUGAAGGAAUUUCGGCUUUGAAUCAGUUUCAGAUAACGGUAUUCUUUUUUUAAUCUCAUUUGCCGUUAGGGUUGGUAUGUUUUGAUAUCCCGGCCUUUCUAUCUGGGUUUAUAAUUAGGGUUGUUGGUUCUGGACCGAUCUGUACCGAGGAUUUUUCAAUUCGGUCCAGGAUUUCGAACAUUCCGGCUCGGUCCCGGAUUUCCGAAAAUUUCGGGUUGGUUUCGGAUAUCCAAAGGAUAUCCAACCGCCAACCCUGUUUAUAGUUGUUUUAUGGUUAGAUUUGCAAGAGGGUUUGAUCUGAUAACCAUAUUAUAGUCCCAGGAAGCAACGGGACAUUAGGGGAAAGACUGACCGAUUUUUGCUCCCACUGCUCUUAAAAUGCCCAACCCAUGUCUUAUCCCUUGCCUGGCUACGCCUUCUGACGAUAUCAUUUUUUACUUCCGAUCCUGUUAAUUUUUUCGUUGAAGGCUCUUUCCUAUCCCACAAUGUCAAUUUAACAUU